AUGGAUUUACGUACAGCAUCAUCAGCAUUUCGGUAUACAUUGAUUUUGGCAUCAUGGAUAAUAUCAAUAACUUUUGCUUCUAGUCAAUUAUUUUUGAGAGAUACUGACAUAAUUCGAGGAAUGCGUGUAUGCGGAAAUCGAUCGGAUGUCAGAAAUUGGAAUAUUUAUGUAUAUUUUCUUUUUAUAACUGUAUAUCUGGCACCAUUAAUUAUCAUAACUAUUUGUUAUAUAAUCAUUAUUGAUAUCAUAUGGAAGAAGAGUAGUUUAAAAAAGAAUCAUGUUGAAAAAGAACAAUCAAAAAUUAUGGCAUUUAUGUCAUUCAAACGUUCAGUGUCUGAAGAUAAGCACAUUGAAAACUCUAUUCGCAAUGCAGGAUCAUUAGGAGUAAUUCCACGAGCAAAAAUUAAAACAGUUAAAAUGACACUGGUCAUUGUAAUAGCAUUCACGGCCUGUUGGUCUCCUUGUUUUUUAUUAAUGAUUAUGGGUACAUUAAACAUGAUACGAGAUCACAGAGUUAUACGUGUAACAAGCAGCAUGUGUUACUUGAAUUCGUUAGCAAAUCCGUUGAUUUACUGGUUAUUUGCAACAAAUUUUUGUUUAAGAUACAGACAAAAUUUAACUAGAAACAAGCGUCGACCAUCGUUUACAUCUUCAGUAAAUAAGCAUAGUUUUGGUUCACGACGACAAACAAGUGAACAUCUGCGACACGAUUUAUCUGCGACAACACGAGUUAUUCAUACAAAUUCAAAAUCAUCGUACAAUCAUAGUCUAUGA
Molecule: messenger RNA, 774 nt
Organism: Didymodactylos carnosus
Lineage: Eukaryota; Metazoa; Rotifera; Eurotatoria; Philodinida; Philodinidae
Source: the annotation of a GenBank genome assembly